AUGGCGCUCAACUACAUGGGCGCCGCGGCCAUCAACGCGGUGGCCGCCCUGCUGUCCAUCCCGGUGAUCGCCGUCGGCAUCUGGCUCUCCACGCAGGCCGACAACGCGUGCGUCCAGAUCCUCCAGUGGCCGCUCAUCGGUCUCGGCGUCGCCGUCCUGGCCGUCGGGCUCGCGGGCUUCAUCGGCGCGUUCUGGCGCCUCCCCUGGCUCCUCCUCGCCUACCUCGUCUUCAUGCUCCUCCUCGUCGCCGCGCUUGCCUGCCUCGCCGUCUUCGUCUUCGUCGCCACCACUGGCUCCUCCGGCCACCCCGUGCCUGGCCGGGCCUUCCUCGAGUACGACCUCGACGACUACUCCGGCUGGCUUCGCCGCCGCGUCGACGCGCCGGGGAGGUGGGACGAGAUCAAGACGUGCCUCGCCGCCACCGCGCCCGUGUGCUCGGACCUCAACCAGACGUACACCACGCCGCAGGCCUUUUUCGCCACGUGGCUCACCCCGAUGCAGUCCGGGUGCUGCAAGCCGCCGACGAGGUGCGGCUACACCUUUGUCAGCGCGACCAACUGGAUCAGCCCCAUCGAUGGUGGAGUCGACCCCGACUGCGCCGCCUGGAGCAACGACCAGGACCGGCUCUGCUACUCCUGUGACUCAUGCAAGGCCGGCCUGCUCCAGAACCUCCGCCGGGAGUGGCGACGUGCCGACGUCGUCCUCGUCGUCGCCACCGUGGCGCUGUUCGUGGUCUACGCCAUGGGAUGCUACGCGUUCCGCGCCGCCAGGACCGACGAGCUCUUCCGCCGCUACAGACAGGGCUACACGUAG
Molecule: messenger RNA, 813 nt
Organism: Lolium rigidum
Lineage: Eukaryota; Viridiplantae; Streptophyta; Magnoliopsida; Poales; Poaceae
Product: protein TORNADO 2-like
Exons: 1
Coding region: 1-813 (270 amino acids)
Biological process (GO): auxin-activated signaling pathway
Cellular component (GO): plasma membrane; plasmodesma
Source: RefSeq, a predicted model, not a curated record